AUGGCCGCUGCCGUCGCUAGCCGUGCUCUCCUUGCCGCUCCGGCUGCUGCCGUUGCCAAGGCUCAGACCAAGAGGGCUUUCUUCGGCAACAUUGCUGGUCUGGCACCCGUUGCCCGCCGCUCCACCCCCGUGGUGAAGUCCCUGGCCGUCAAGGCUGAGACCAACUACCAGGUCAUCGAGCCCCUCAAUGGCGACCCCUUCGUCGGUGGCCUCGAGACCCCCGUGACCUCUGCUCCCCUGGUCGCCUGGUUCCUGUCCAACCUCCCCGGCUACCGCACUGGUGUGAACCCCCUCCUCCGCGGUGUGGAGACUGGUCCUCUCCGCGGCACUGAGGUUGGCCAAGUUGCCGGUACCCUCGGCGCUGCUGCUCUGGUCGCCAUCCUGUCCAUGUGCCUGACCGUGUACGGCAUUGCCUCGUUCAAGGAGGGCGCUCCCUCCACCGGCUCCACUCUGACUCUCAGCGGCCGCACGAAGGAGGCUGACAAGCUCCAGACUGCUGACGGCUGGGCUUCAUUCGCUGGCGGUUUCUUCUUCGGUGGCCUGUCGGGUGUCGCCUGGGCAUACAUCCUGCUCUACGUUCUGGACCUGCCCUACCCCGUCAACCCCCUGGUGUUUUGCGUUCACUGUGCGCCCCCUCCCUUCCUCUCACACAUGCACUCACGCUGUCUCUCUCCCUCAGUACUACCCCGUGCUGCCUUGCUCCUCUUGCCCGCCCACCUAUCGUCCAGUCUCCCAGCGUCCAUCUUCCGGCGACUCACAUUGCCUCCUCCCCUCCCAGCGUCCACUCUCUUCCCAGCAGAUGAGCCAGCCGCUGGGGUUUCUGUUCCGUCAGCCCCUUCCACGAGAGAAGGUAGCAGCGCAGCAACAUCACUAGCAGCUGCCGGGAUUGAUGAAAGCACCACCACAGCUGGCACUGAAAGUACUGGAACCGCUCACAGCUUGGAUAAUGGCAGUAACAGCAGCAGCAUUACCCCGGUGUUAGGGUUAGGAGGAGAGCGUGUGCGUGCAGUGCUGCCACCGAGGGACCUUGCACGCGAGGAGACGAGAAGGGAGGAGACAGGGAGGGGAGGAUUUGUGGGUCGAGUAGAUGGUGAAGGUGGAGUGACAGAGGAAGGAGUGCGUGUGGUGGAUGCUGCUGGGGAGAUAGGUGCUGGGCAAGGAGAGGAGGGAGAGGGAAGGGAAAGAGAAGAGGAAGGAGGAGGAGGAAGGGUAGGAGGAGUACCAGGAGGAAGGGAGCGAGGUGCGUUGGAAGGUUCGAAAAAGAAGACAAAGGCAGGGAGAGAAGGGCGCAAGAGGGUGAAGAAGCGGAGAGUGAGAAGGAUUCGUGUGAGGAGAAAGAAGAGGAAUAGAGGGAGGAUGCAAGGAGUGGAGGUGGAAGGAGAUGAAAGAGACGAGCGCACAGGUGGUGGGAGAGCAGCAGCAGUGUCAGCAGAGGCAGAGAAUUUGGAUGCUGAUGUUGGAGAAGCAGUGGUGGUGGGUGGAGAGCGGCAGAAUGAAGAUGGCCGGAGCUCUGGCGUUGGUGGUGGUGGUGGUGAUGCUGAUGGGGAGAGAAUAGAUGCUGAUGAAGAUGAGGAGGGGAGUAGCUCUGUGAAAAAAAAUAUGAGGGAGAUUGAGGAGGAUGAAGGGAAGGAGGAAAAUAUGGGGGAAGAGAAGGAGGAAUUAAAAGGGGAAGGGAAGGAGGAUGAAGAGGGGGAAGGGAGGGAGGAAGGGAAGGUGCAAGGGACGGACGAGGGAAAGGAGGACGAAACGGAGGAAAGGAAGGAGGACAAAAAGGAGGAAGGGAAGGAUGAUGAGGAGAGGGAGGAAGGGAAGGGGGAGGUAGGGGAGGGUAGAGAGGAGGUUGCAGCAAGGGGUGAUGACAGGAAUGAUCCAGCAGAGGAGGUGGAGGAGGAGGGGGAAACGAAGCAUGAGAAUAAUACUACUACUAGAGGUGAGGGAGCUAGUAAUGAAGGGGAAGGAGGGGUUGAUGUGGAUCAUGAUGAGGAAGAAGACGGCAAAUGA
This is a messenger RNA of Closterium sp. Naga37s-1, 2001 nucleotides long. NCBI's taxonomy places the organism in Eukaryota, Viridiplantae, Streptophyta, Zygnematophyceae, Desmidiales, Closteriaceae. The record is from the annotation of a GenBank genome assembly.